Nicrophorus vespilloides is the source of this 454-nucleotide messenger RNA. Its product is annotated as homeobox protein vent1-like. Gene Ontology annotation, molecular function: sequence-specific double-stranded DNA binding. Lineage: Eukaryota; Metazoa; Arthropoda; Insecta; Coleoptera; Silphidae. The transcript is spliced from 2 exons. The annotation marks the transcript as partial. Gene Ontology annotation, biological process: neuron projection morphogenesis; spinal cord motor neuron cell fate specification; central nervous system development. Gene Ontology annotation, cellular component: nucleus. The record is from RefSeq and is a predicted model, not a curated record.
AUGCAGAAUCAAGUUUAUUACAACAAUGUGGAGAUGGCACAAGAGCAAGCUAGUGAAAACGCUCAAAGAGUAGCAAGACUGAGGAGAGUACGCACCUCGUUUACGUCUUUCCAGCUAAACAAGCUGGAGGAGACGUUCAAGAAGGUACAAUUCAUAUCCAGACCGGUGAGAUACAGCCUGUCAUUGGAGCUAAAUCUGCAGGAAAAGCAGAUCAAAAUUUGGUUCCAAAAUCGCCGAAUGAAGGAGAAUGCUAGAGUUGCUGCGAGUAUGGCAACGGCCAUAAACUCUCCGCCGAUGUUAGACCAAAACAACCUCACACAAAUGCCAUCAACUUCAUGGUACAACCCAAACUCUUCGACGAUAAUGAAUCAAAACCUUGUAUAUCAAGGCAACGUUCAACCAUAUUCAGCAUCAAAUUCUCCGCAUCAACAAAUUAAUGUACAAUUUGGAUUUG